AUUGAAAAUUAGUUGAAUUCAGCGCGAGAUCAUGACGAGUUCGGUGCUGUGGCUUUGCCUGUUGAUGGCAACUGUUCCAGUUUUGGCCAAGCCAGCAAGUACAGAUGACCCCUUUGCAGAUGACUUGACCUCGGAAUACGCCAAGAAAAUUGUAGUCCAAGCAAAAGCUGCCGAAAUGAAGACCAUGAUGAAGCCAGAGAUAUCGCCCUGCGACGACUUUUACACCCAUGCUUGCGGAAACUGGCAUCGCCAUAAUCCCGCCCAGCUACUAGGCGACAUAAUGACCGACACGUUCCAAGUAAUAUCCAAGGGAUUCAACCGACGCCUUCUGCGCUUGCUGGGUUCCAAUGACCUUCAAUCCGAGCUAGAGAAAAAAAUGCAGCGUUUCUAUUUGUCCUGCAUGAUGGUGCAUCGCGGUGAUGUCCACUACAAGUUGGCUCUGGAGAACGUUCUUAAGGAGUAUGGAGAAGUGCCGUUUGGUGCCCAAUCGAACUCCUCCGAUUUCAGUUGGUGGCGAAGAGUAGCUGAGAUCCAGCAUAAGUACGGCAAGCAGAUUAUCCUUGGAGUGGAUAUCAUGAGCGAUGUAAGAAACAGAUCCAUAAACCGCGUGUACCUAGGUCGACCAGAUACAGGUCCGGGCAUCCAAACUACAAUUUUAAAUAUUCUUGAGGAGAUGAAGACAUCCACCGAUCUUGAACAAUAUUUUGGGUUAAGCGUCUCGGAUGCAAAGCACAUAGCCCGUCAGAUUAAAGAAUUAGAUAAAAGCUUGUCAAGUUUUAAUUCAAAUGCAGAAUCUUUGGACGACGCUCUCUCCCUUUACACGCUGGCUGAACUUCAAGAGAAGUAUAGUGACUACCUAAACCUAACUGAGUUCUUGGGUACAGUAAUCGGAGAGGAAAACCUUCCGGAGGACCUGUACGUCAAUGAAGAGGAGUAUCUGGAGAACGCGCUUCUUAUAAUGCGAAGCACACCACUAGCAGUGCAGGUCAAUUACAUCAUGUUUAAACAUCUUGAGGAAUUCCUGGUGGACGCCAAGUCUAACGAAAUGACCACAUGGUGUACCGAAUCAACCAAAAAGUACUUUGACAAGCUUUCCGAGCACGCGGUAUACGAGCGAUAUCGCAGCCCGGACACAGAGUCAGAAGUAUUCAGAAUCUGGGAUCAGAUUAAAGGCCUUUUCAGGCAGCAGCUUUUGGGCGACAAAUUGGAUUGGAUAUCCAAUGCUACUCGGGAACUGGCCAUCGAUAAGUUAGACCACAUGUAUCUAAACAUAAAUUCCUACGACAAGGAGAAUUUCGAAGAGCUGUUUGGGGAGGUUACCAUUGAUAGACUUAAUUAUGUACCGAAUGUCCAGCAGCUGCUUAUUGCUAAGACCAGGCGAUUUCUGGCAAGGAUCAAAGAGCCAGCCCGUUCCAUGGAGAACACUGAGAUUGUCGGCUUUACGCCCGCUUAUAAUAUCCUGGAGAACAAUAUCACUCUUCCAGUGGCACUGUUGCAGCCACGCUACUUUUGGGGUGACCAGUAUCCGGAAGCGUUGAAGUACGCCACUUUGGGUUACCUGCUCGGCCACGAGAUGCUCCACGGCUUCGACGACGAUGGUUCGCAAUACGAUGCUGGAGGUAGCAAGGGAACAUGGUGGGACUCCAAGUCGCUCUACCAAUACGAGGAGCGUCGCAAGUGCUUCCAAGCGCAGUAUCACGAGUACAAGUACGGAGGAUCGGAGCUGCCAGACAGGAAGGACCAGUCGGAAAACAUAGCAGAUAAUGGUGGGAUCAAGUUGGCCUACGCAGCCUAUGACCUCUGGCUGCGACAGCAAUCUGAGGAAGUGCGUCAACGAGAGACCCUAGAGGGUCUGUCAUACAACAGUCGCCAACUUUUUUUCGUAGGAUUCGCCCAAUUGUGGUGCGACGAUGUCCAGACGUUCUUUAAGUCCACUGUUUCCCAAGGCGACAAU
Messenger RNA from Drosophila eugracilis, 1954 nucleotides. Its product is annotated as neprilysin-1. Gene Ontology annotation, biological process: protein processing. Gene Ontology annotation, molecular function: metalloendopeptidase activity. The record is from RefSeq and is a predicted model, not a curated record. Gene Ontology annotation, cellular component: plasma membrane. The transcript has a single exon. The annotation marks the transcript as partial. Lineage: Eukaryota; Metazoa; Arthropoda; Insecta; Diptera; Drosophilidae.